AUGGCAUCUUAUGGGAAUUCUAAUGUUGAUGCAUCAAGUAAUAUUGAAACUGCAUUUCUAUUUAAGAUGUUUAGUGAUAAUGAUAUUUAUAUUCCUAUAAUUCUUGGAAAACCACCAUCAGAUUUGUAUCGUGUACAAUUUCCAAAGGCCAAUUUACCUUUACAAAAAUGUGAUGCAAGGCAUAAAAGAAAUGUAGGUAUUUUAGAAAUUAAUUUUGAUCCUACAGAUUUAUAUGAAUUUAUUGAAGUCAAUGAUAGAGAAACAUUUGUUUAUAAAGGUGUAAAAAAUAAUGAUCAUAGAGUUAUGAAUCAUGCUGUUAGUUGUUUUAAAGAUGGUAAAAUGUUUCUUUUACCUUUAGAUGGUAUAUAUGAAAUGAAAAGACUUAUAAAAAGUGAAGAACAGUUAAAUGCAGCAGCUGUUAAUAAUACGAUUCAAGAUGAUACAAAAGAAUUAAAUACUGUAAGAGUUAAAUUUGCACGAUCUGAAACAGAGGCACAAAAAAGGCGUAAAGAAGAAAGUUCUUUAUACAAACAACAACAGGCUGAAAAAGAUCCUUGGGUUAUCAUGAAUGUUAAAACAACAAAUAAAUCUUCAAUUUUACCAAGUGGAGUAAAUUGUAAAGAACUUCAUUUACAAGCUUUGAAAAAAAAAGAAAUAGUUUUAAAUUCACGAACAGCUGAAGUUAAUGCUGAAGAGUUAGCAAAAAGUGGAAAAAAUAUAUUAAAUUUACAUUUGGAUGAUCUUAAUUUUCAAGAUCGUAUUAAACUUUUGUUCCUUAAGGCAUCUGUUUUGAGGCAUUCUGAAUUAAAACAAUUGACAUCAUUUGACAAAGAAGAUGUAACAGAGGACGACUUUAUUACAAUAGUAAGAAAAUAUGCAACAUUGUGUUGUGGUGUUUGGACAGUAAGAGGAGAAUUUAUAUAUACAACUGAAUAUAUGAAAAAACCAAGACAUGGAACAAAAUUAGCUCCAAGUACAGUAGCAGCAAAAAAAAAUCUUACUCGUGGUAUAAUUAAGACAUUAUUUAAUGUUUCUAUUGAUGAGGCAGAAGAGAUUCUAUCAACGUAUGCUGUUAAAACAAAAAAAACAUGGAAAUUGAAAGUUGAUGAAGAUUUAGAAUUUUUAAGAAAUCCAAAGUAUAGAAAGAUAAUUGAGGAUGAAGACAAUUAUCUUUGUAAUUGGUUUGAAAAUAAAUUAGCUGAAGAUAGGCCUGAUGUCUUGGUAAACCUGCCAAAUGUUUGUUAUUAA
Messenger RNA from Strongyloides ratti, 1248 nucleotides. RefSeq names its product DNA-directed RNA polymerase III subunit Rpc5 family-containing protein. The transcript has 4 exons. Bases 1 to 1248 code for a protein of 415 amino acids. Gene Ontology annotation, biological process: DNA-templated transcription. NCBI's taxonomy places the organism in Eukaryota, Metazoa, Nematoda, Chromadorea, Rhabditida, Strongyloididae. The record is from RefSeq and is a predicted model, not a curated record. Gene Ontology annotation, cellular component: RNA polymerase III complex; nucleus.